Molecule: messenger RNA, 1689 nt
Organism: Miniopterus natalensis
Lineage: Eukaryota; Metazoa; Chordata; Mammalia; Chiroptera; Miniopteridae
Gene: TAFAZZIN
Product: tafazzin, phospholipid-lysophospholipid transacylase
Biological process (GO): inner mitochondrial membrane organization; cardiolipin acyl-chain remodeling
Cellular component (GO): mitochondrial membrane
Molecular function (GO): 1-acylglycerophosphocholine O-acyltransferase activity
Source: RefSeq, a predicted model, not a curated record
UCUGGCCUGCCCCGCGAGGUGACCUUGGUCGAGUCCCCUGUCGCGCUGAGCUGCGGCGAGCGUCCGUGGCGUAGGCCUGUUAGGGACCGGGCUGUGGAGCGGUUGAGGACACAGACCUAGAGCGGCCCCACAGGCUGCCCCGUGGCAGCGUAACGUCCGGGCUGCCGGGGGCUGUGGGGGGAGAUGCCCCUGCGUGUGAAAUGGCCGUUCCCCGCGGUGCCGCCGGUCACGUGGACCCUGGCCAGCAGCGUUGUCAUGGGCCUGGUGGGCACCUACAGCUGCUUCUGGACCAAGUACAUGAACCACCUCACCGUCUACAACAAGGAGGUGCUGUAUGAGCUCAUCGAGAACCGAGGCCCAGCCACCCCCCUCAUCACUGUCUCCAAUCACCAGUCCUGCAUGGAUGACCCUCAUCUCUGGGGGAUCCUGAAACUCCGCCACAUCUGGAACCUGAAGUUGAUGCGUUGGACUCCUGCAGCUGCAGACAUCUGUUUCACCAAGGAGCUGCACUCUCACUUUUUCAGCUUGGGCAAGUGCGUGCCUGUAUGCCGAGGAGAUGGUGUUUACCAGAAGGGAAUGGACUUUAUUUUGGAGAAGCUCAACCGUGGGGACUGGGUGCACAUCUUCCCAGAAGGAAAAGUGAACAUGAGCUCUGAGUUCCUGCGCUUCAAGUGGGGAAUCGGGCGCCUGAUUGCCGAGUGUCAUCUCAACCCUGUUAUCCUGCCGCUGUGGCAUGUCGGAAUGAAUGACGUCCUUCCUAACAACCCACCAUACUUCCCCCGCUUUGGACAGAAAAUCACCGUGCUGAUAGGGAAGCCCUUCAGCGUCCUGCCUGUGCUUGAGCGGCUCCGGGCAGAGAAUAAGUCCACUGUGGAGAUGCGCAAAGCCCUGACUGACUUCAUUCAGGAGGAAUUCCAGUGUCUGAAGACCCAGGCAGAACAGCUCCACAACCGCCUGCAGCCUGGGAGAUAGGCACUGCCCUGCCCAGACCCUGCCCUGGCUGCCUCAGGGUACUGGGCAAGAGGCAGCUCUGGGACCCAGUGUACAGCUGCCAGGUUCGCAGUGCUGCCUUUGGGUUCUCACCCCUGCAUAUGGCUAGGGCUGGGAAAUGGACUGAUGCUUUGAGCUCAGAUAGGGUUUUUUUAGACAGAUUUCUUUAUAACCCUUAAAGGGUACCCUCUCUUAGUUGAGCAUUCCAGCUCCUCUGUGGUUUUUCAGUUGAAAAAGGGUCAUAGCUACUCCUCCACUUGGCCACAAAGGGAGGGAAAAAUUUAGGUAGUGGCCUCCUCCCUUCUUGCCUUCGUGUGUUCUUUCCCAGGGCUAGUGUCCAGAGGGAGGGUAGUUGAAGGGGGGUAGGCAACUAGGCUGGAGCUUGGGGAGAAGCCCACAAGGCCAUUGACCUGGAGUUGCUCACCACUUCAUCAGGGAUGGUCUUUAGCCAUUGCAUCCUCUGUCUGAGCUUCCCACAGGCCUGGAAGCCUCGGGCAGGACCCGGCCCAGGCUGCAGGCAGAAGAGCAGCCCUUAGCCAGAAGUGGAGCCAGCAGCAAGGGCUUGAGACCUGGUCACUUGUCCCAUGCUAGGGCCCACCAACUUCUCCUUCUUUUCUGUGUCCAUGGGACUACUUGAGCCACCUGAGGCUGGAUUUCCAUGUUUUGUAAAAAAUAAAGCAUCUGUGUUGUACUGUUUUA